AUGAACAUCUCAGUGGCCCAUGAUUUAGACAACAACACUCUGCAGGAUCUGGGCAGUCCGCUCACCACAGUGGCUCUCCCUGCGAUCUACCUGGUGGUGUUCCUGGUCAGCACCCCAUGUAAUUUCCUUUGCUUCAUCAUCCUCUGCUUUUACACCAAGCGGAAAACCUCCACCAUCAUCUUCGCCAUCAAUCUCUCGAUGGCCGACCUUCUGUACAGCAUAUCUCUGGCACUACAGAUGAUCUACCAUUUCCGGGGCAAUGACUGGCACUUUGGUGCAGAGGCGUGCAGCUUCACCACGGUGGCGCUCCACUGCAGCAUGCAAUGCUCCGUCCUCAUCACCUGUGCCAUCGCCGUGGAGCGCUACCUGGGUGUGGUGCACCCCAUGAAGGGCAAGCACUGGUGCACGCCGUGGCGCGCCAGCCUGGUGUGCCUGCUGAUCUGGGGCCUGGUGCUGGUCGUGCAGAUGCCCAUGAUGCGCCAUGACCUGACACUCCGUGUGGAGCAGCUCAACCUAACCACCUGCUUCGAUGUGAUCCCACGUGGAAUCUUCGGCAGCAGAGGGCUCACCUACACAUAUUUCGGCGCAGUCUUCCUGCUGUUCUAUGCUGUGCCGCUGGCCAUCUUUGUGACAUGCUAUGUGGCCGUGACGCGAGAGCUUCACCACUCACAGCUGACACACGCUGAGGACUAUUCACGUCGUUACGCGUGGAUCAUGUGCUCCAUAACGGCAGUGAGCUUUGUCCUUUUUUACCUGCCCAACAUACUUCUCCAGAUCCUGCACUUGAUGUUCAGUUCACGAAACCACAGCCUCUACCCCUACUACAAGCUCACUCUUGGCAUCAACAGCCUCAACUGCUGCGUGGACCCCUUUGUUUAUUACCUUGCCUCAGACGAGUUCCGCAAUGCCUUCCAACGCCUUUCUGUUUGA
Molecule: messenger RNA, 930 nt
Organism: Sardina pilchardus (European sardine)
Lineage: Eukaryota; Metazoa; Chordata; Actinopteri; Clupeiformes; Clupeidae
Product: P2Y purinoceptor 8-like
Exons: 2
Coding region: 1-930 (309 amino acids)
Biological process (GO): positive regulation of Rho protein signal transduction; phospholipase C-activating G protein-coupled receptor signaling pathway
Cellular component (GO): plasma membrane
Molecular function (GO): G protein-coupled receptor activity
Source: RefSeq, a predicted model, not a curated record